UUCUGACUCUUUCAUUGCCUUUUUCCAUAUCACCCUUUUUCGCUGUAAUUUUAGUUUUGUUUCUUUGCUUUCGCUUGUCUAACUCUAUGGCAGAACAAAAACGCUGUAGAAAAGGCUCUGAAUUAAUUUUUUUUUUUUUUUUUUUUUUUUAUUGUGCGUCGAGGUAUUGUUAUGUUUUUCUUGUAAAGGCUAUGAAGGUUGGUUAGGGAUCCCCUUGGUUGAAAUCUAAUUAACCAAUAUCUCGUUCUGUUAAUGGAGUCAGUUUUCCCUUGAAAAUAGUUAGAUGGGCAAGAAAAUUUAUAUUAUAACUUAAAGGGUUACUAAAGAUUGAACGUUGUGUUAGCUUUGAUUGGAAGGGUUUCUGUUCUUAAGCACAAUCACCGUUUUUCCUCUUUAACCCUGCAUUUAUGAUAAAUUUUACUUUUUGAAAUAAAAGAGCCUGUAACUGAAUAUUACUCGUAAAUAAAAAGGCUUGAGUAUAGAAUUUUUUGGAAUUUUCUCUUUCCCGAAACAACGAUCAGUUUUCUUGUCAGCUAGAGCUCCCACCCGUUAAGGGCUAUGCCCAAUAUCUCCAUUAGAUUCAAAGGUCAAGGCAUUGGGGUUAUAGUUAUAUGGAAGAGCAGUUCAUACUCAGAGUCCCACCAUCUAUUGCAGAGCGAUUAGACCUACUUCUUAGUGAAAGUGAAAAUGCAUCAUCUUCGGAAGACAAAUCAUUGGAUUUGACCUUUUCUGAGGAUGGGAGGAGCGGGACAUUUGUCAUUGCCAAUGACCAUUUCCCUGCAUCUCUCUUGGAUCUUCCUUCUGUUGUGGAAUCAUAUAAAACAUAUGAUGACAGUGUGUUGAUCAAGACUGCAGACAUUGGCCAGAUGAUUAUGGUUAGAGAAGCAGGUGAUCCUGCUCCAGACAUGGUGGAGUACAGACAUGGUCUCACCCCUCCUAUGAGGGAUGCUCGAAAGCGGAGAUUUCGCAGGGAGCCAGAUCUAAAUCCUGAGCUUGUACAGCGUGUCUUGAAAGAUCUAGUGAAGAUCAGUGCCGGUUCAACAGCCGACAAUGUUGAUGCUGAAACAGCUGAACGAGAGGAAGAUGGAGACGGAAAUGCUCGUGAUGUGAGUAAAAUACCUGCACCUGCACCCGUUGCUAAGGCCAAUGCCCCUGAGGCUGGAACAAAUGCUGGGCAGAAUGACAGAAGCGACUCUGAUGAAUCUGAUGACUCAAUCUGACUUGAAGCCUCUUCUAGAAUUGAAAAGGUGUUUAGGACUAACAAGAGCUGUAACCUGUUGUUCCUGCUUAGUUUGGAGUAUUUUCUUGAGUUUGCAAGCUCUAUUUGUUAGUUAAUUUACUGAAUAUUUAGCUAUAUGGUGUUUAUCAUAAAUAACUUCUGCAAUUUCUUCUA
Molecule: messenger RNA, 1393 nt
Organism: Carya illinoinensis
Lineage: Eukaryota; Viridiplantae; Streptophyta; Magnoliopsida; Fagales; Juglandaceae
Product: transcription initiation factor TFIID subunit 7-like
Exons: 6
Coding region: 612-1220 (202 amino acids)
Biological process (GO): RNA polymerase II preinitiation complex assembly; transcription initiation at RNA polymerase II promoter
Cellular component (GO): transcription factor TFIID complex
Molecular function (GO): RNA polymerase II general transcription initiation factor activity
Source: RefSeq, a predicted model, not a curated record